Molecule: messenger RNA, 1209 nt
Organism: Helianthus annuus (common sunflower)
Lineage: Eukaryota; Viridiplantae; Streptophyta; Magnoliopsida; Asterales; Asteraceae
Product: probable serine/threonine-protein kinase kinX
Exons: 5
Coding region: 1-1209 (402 amino acids)
Source: RefSeq, a predicted model, not a curated record
AUGAAAAACAAAGGUAAAGGUGCUCAAGUUGAAGAAAUUGAUGAUGUAGAAGAUGAUGAUGAAGAGGAAGAUGAAGAAGAAGAUGAUGAGGAUAUUAAGAAAGAUGAUGUAGAUGAUGUGUUUUCUGCAAAUAGUGAUCAUGAUGAUGAUGACAAUGAUGACGAUAAUCAAGGUUCUACAGGCAUCAAAGUUACUGAAGCGUCUACUGAAGAAAAUAUUGAUGAUUAUCUUCAUGAUGAUGCCAAUGAAGAACCUGAGAAUGCUGAAAGUGAGGGGGAGCAUGAUGAUACAAAGAAUGUUGAUGAAAGUGAUGAUCAUGUGUCAAGAUUGAUUCUUCGUCUUGAACACGGUGUUGAGGAAGGGGAAAUUCUGCAUACUUAUACUCUAGCAGAGAUCAUCAAGAUGACACAUGUAGAAGAAAAUGAGUUCAAGGUUGAAGUUGAGGAUUGGAGUGACGAAGAACAGUCUGAAAGUGCUCACGUUGAUACUACUAACUUUCCGACGCUUGCUGAAUUCUUCAGUCAAGCAAAUGAAGAUGAGUUAAGAAGGAAAAUUGAAGAAUGUGUGAAGAAUAAAAGUUUUGAUGAAAUGUCAAAAGAUGAGCAUCGUGAAGAAAGAAAGAAAUGUUGGGGAUAUUUGCCGCAAGUGAACGCAUAUGCAAUUCGACAAGAGUUUGGAAUUCAGUAUUUCACGUAUAUCCAAGACAUUAUGUCUUUUCCAUGGUGGGACGUUGAAGAACUACCCAAAGUCCGAACUUUGUCUUAUCCUGUCAGGGAGCGUGAUAUGCCUACUUGGGGCCUAAUGAAGUCUGAAGCGUUUAAAGAUUUUAAGCACUGGAAGCCUCAUCAACCAAAGAAAGUAAAUAAGAUUGAUCCAGUGACAGGAAUAGAAGAAACGAUCUUGCAGAUUAAAAAGCCCAGGGUGUUGAAGAAUAUCCCGUUGCUAAAAAUGGAACAGGAUUUUCACAAAGGAUUCUUAUGUUGGAAAGGAAUCAAUUAUGAAAAUGCAUGGUCGACUAAGCGGAGGAAGAUUGAGAAAGAGGAAGCUCUUAAAGCUGAAAAAGAAAGAAAGGAACGUGAAGAGCUUAGAGGUAAAUGGAUGAAGAUGCAAGCUAAAGAAAAGCUGAAAGCGGCUAAAGAGAAUGAAAGACUGAAGAGUUUGUUGAAGAGAAAGCCGAAGCAGAGAGAAGAAAAGUUGAACUCUCUGUGA